CUCCAUCCUUGUUUUUUAAAAUGAAAAGCGAAAGGGGUACGGGUACCCGCCACGGUCCGCAGAGACUCUGAACACCUCUGUGGGGGCAGGUGCAACCAGUUCCCUGGGAGUAUGACCCUGGACAACAGACUCAUGGAGGAGAAGGACUUUGGCGCGGUAGAACACACAAAGGCAAGAAAAGAAAAAAACAAGGACUAUUCACUGCUGGAGGAAGACGGGGAUGGCUUGGAGCAAAGCGCUGCGUCCUCCUUAACUCCAAAGUGUCUCGCGGAGCAGAGUUUGGCACAGAAGACUCACGCGAGCUCAGGCGGCAUCGCGGCUCCGCUGAAGCCACCGUAUUCAUACAUUGCUCUUAUUACCAUGGCAAUUCUUCAAAGCCCCAAAAAACGGCUUACCCUGAGUGAAAUAUGUGAUUUUAUAAGUAAUCGGUUUGCAUACUAUCGGGAAAAGUUCCCUGCGUGGCAAAACUCAAUUCGUCACAACUUGUCUCUAAACGACUGCUUUGUCAAAAUGCCCAGGGAGCCCGGGAAUCCAGGAAAGGGGAAUUAUUGGACGCUGGAUCCGAUGUCUGCCGAUAUGUUUGAAAAUGGAAGUUUUCUUCGGAGGAGAAAGCGUUUCAAGCGGCCACUCUUCCACGUUGGCGCGCCGAAGGACAGCGGGUGCUCUGCGCACGAGCGCAGCCCCGGGUUCCCCGUGUACGGAGCGCGCAGGGGAGUCUCUUGUCUGCAAGUGCCCAGACUAGAACUCUACCAGGAUAUGACCAUCGAAAGUCGUCCAAGUUUCCUCACGAGUCCCAAUGGUGGUCCUCCAGUAGGCAGCAUUGUCCCGGCGCUCUCAUCACUUUUCUCCAGAACAUCGGGCAACCCAAAGACGUUUCAUCCUUCGUUUGAUCCCUUUGAACCGGCGCGUGUCUCCCGUUUUCCUCCGUUUGGCCCGAGCUCCUUCCUAGUGCCUCCGGUCCCGCUGCACGGGAUGUUGCAAACGUAUCCUCCCGGGGGCCUCCAGUCCGAGUAUCACAAAUUAAGCUCUCUCUCCGGCCUCGGCCUUACCCAUAAACUCUUGAAACACCUUGGGAAUUAAUCUGACUGCGAGGCUUCUUCAUUGUGGUUAAAGAAAGCUACGUUUUAUUUUUUAGACUGUUGACAUGUGUAGAGUUGUAUAUUCAAGCCUUGACAAUUUUCAUUAGGUCUAUAUUUAUAUAGGCCGAAUUGAACGUCUCAUUCACAAAACAAUUGAUCAUUUAUUUCAAUAUUAUCCGGGAUUAUUCAUGUUUUUAUUAUUUACACCCUGAUUCAUUUAUAAUUUAACAUUUUAUAACAGUCCUUAUUAUAGGCCUAGCCAAUUACAUAAAUGCAUAUGCAAAUAGGCCUAACAUACAUAAA
This is a messenger RNA of Gadus chalcogrammus (walleye pollock), 1382 nucleotides long. RefSeq names its product forkhead box D7 (gene foxd7). Gene Ontology annotation, biological process: cell differentiation; anatomical structure morphogenesis; regulation of transcription by RNA polymerase II. The coding region runs from base 112 to 1080 and encodes 322 amino acids. Lineage: Eukaryota; Metazoa; Chordata; Actinopteri; Gadiformes; Gadidae. The transcript has a single exon. Gene Ontology annotation, molecular function: RNA polymerase II cis-regulatory region sequence-specific DNA binding; DNA-binding transcription factor activity, RNA polymerase II-specific. The record is from RefSeq and is a predicted model, not a curated record.